Fraxinus pennsylvanica is the source of this 348-nucleotide messenger RNA. Lineage: Eukaryota; Viridiplantae; Streptophyta; Magnoliopsida; Lamiales; Oleaceae. The record is from the annotation of a GenBank genome assembly.
AUGUACAGACCUCAAAGAGAAAGCUUUAUAAUACAAAUAGGUGGUGAAAGUGGCAUUCAGAACUCAAAAACUAGGGUAUUGAAUUUCUCAGGCAUGAAAUUCUUUGAUCGCUUCCGCAAGAUGUUAAUGAAGUUCAUCUUCUCCACUGGCUCUCGGGCGGCACCGGAGGUGGUGCAUAGGCGGCGGUCUUGUGAUCACAGACCUGACCCUCCCAAAACUUCUUGCAGCUCAACAUACUACUCCUCGAAUUCACACUAUAAUGAAGCCAUUGCUGAUUGCAUUGAGUUCUUUAACAAGUCAUCACAGGAUGGGAUUUUUGGCUCUGGAAAAUCAGAUCUUGUGGUAUGA